AUGGCAGCCGCAGAGCAUCUCACAAACCUUACCGCACUGGUCCUCGGCAACCUUCGAGAUCAGCAUGACUGGACCGAUGUCGAAGUUCGCAGUGAUGGGGAAAACCGACCGCGUCCCAUUAUGACCGGCCUCCCGCCUACUAGGCUGUAUAUGCACCCAGACGAACAAAUUGAGGCUUUGGAGCUGGAACAGUCCGCCGGCAAGCGCCCGAGCCAGACGCCCGAAUACGAGUGGGUUCUCCCCGUGCAUUUGAGUGAGCAAUGGACCCUGAGCUCUUUGGCUACGAUUUUCGACUCCAUCAACACUCUACCGCGGCAACUUGCACCAGGAAAUACUUCCAACAAACCUCCAAAACGGGAUUGGCGCGGUGCAGACCGCCAAAAAAGACUCCUUCUCGCUGUGGUCCACGAUGACUCGACGGUGUCCUAUUACCUCAUUCACGAUGGCAUUGUCAAGCCACGACAGAAUUAA
Molecule: messenger RNA, 471 nt
Organism: Colletotrichum orchidophilum
Lineage: Eukaryota; Fungi; Ascomycota; Sordariomycetes; Glomerellales; Glomerellaceae
Exons: 1
Coding region: 1-471 (156 amino acids)
Biological process (GO): tRNA-type intron splice site recognition and cleavage; tRNA splicing, via endonucleolytic cleavage and ligation
Cellular component (GO): tRNA-intron endonuclease complex
Molecular function (GO): nucleic acid binding
Source: RefSeq, a predicted model, not a curated record